AUGGAGGUUCAGCAGAAGCUAACUCCAUCUCAGAUUCAACGUCUGCGAGCUCAAGUAGCUACCUAUAAGCAUUUGGCACGCAAUGAGCCGGUCCCACCUGGUGUGAUGUCUCAAGCUCUUUGUACUCCGUUACCUGGACCUUACGAGCAGGAAAAGGAAUUGGAGAAUGGAGAAAAGUUGCCAUACGAUUUGAUGAAGGUAUUACAGAUUCAUAAUCAACGUGCUCAGCAUCGUGUUACACAAAUUACUCAGCCGAUCGGAAUUGAUCCGGAUGCUUUGGCCAAGGAACGAGAGAAUAGGUAGGUUAACAUAAUGUUUUGUUGAUUUUUAGGUAUGAAUGGUACUUUUAUUCGAGUUUAUGUUUUUGUGGAGCUUGUCAAGACUGUGAGACAGCUUUGGAAGAUAAAAAAGAUUACCUUUCCACGGUUUUUGUACGAUAUUGUUCAAGUUCUAUGUGUAAUAUCACAUUUUUUCAGGAUCAACAAUCGUAUUCUACUUCGAAUGAAGGCUUUAGAAGAUAUUCCAGUCAAUAUAUCUGAGAAUCUUCGAAUAAAAGCUGAAAUAGAGAUAAGGUCGUUAAGAUUGUUGAAUCUACAAGCUCACGUCCGUAAUGAAGUGCUUGGAUAUUUGAAACGGGAUACCACAUUGGAGACAGCUUUAAACCCAUUGGCUUACAGAAGGACAAAGAAAUUGAACCUUAGAGAAGCCAGAGUUAUGGAAAGACUUGAAAAGCAACAGAAACUUGAACAGGAGAAGAAGAGACGUCAGAGACAUCAUGAUCUUCUUCAGGUAUGUUGUUUUACAUUGGUUUUUUUGUUUUAGGCAUUUUGAUAGGAAGAAAGACUCUUGAUCUUUCUAAUUAUCAAAAGCUUUGCAAAAUGAUAAUUUUUCAUUUUCAGGCUAUUGUCACAGCUUCCCGUGACUUUAAAGAGUUCCAUAGAAACUGCCAGUUGAGACAUCAGAAGGUCAAGAAGGCCGUGGUGACAUACCAUGCUAAUUCAGAACGUGAGCGGAAGAAGGACGAGCUCAGAAACGAGAAGAUGCGUAUGAUGAAGCUGAUGCAAGAGGAUGAUGCUGGUUACAGAGCUUUGUUGGAUGAGAAGAAGGAUCAGCGUUUGGUUUAUCUGCUACAACAAACCGAUGAGUUCGUGGAGAGUUUAACUGGUCUUGUUAGAAAACAUCAACAGGUCGAGAAGAAGAAGAAGCGAGAAGAACGGAAGACCGCUCAGAAGGCGUUGGAUCAACAGAACGCCGAGACUGAUACUGUAAGAGUACUGGUACAGAACUCGGCUACAGGAGAGAUUUUGACUGGAGACAAAGCACCACGAGCUGAUGAGAUUGAACAAUGGCUGGAAGCUCAUCCUGGCUUCGAAGUGAUCUCAAGAGAUGUUGGUACAGAUGACGAAGAAGAUGAUCAGGAGAAAGAGAAGAAGCCUGUUGAGAAGGAGGAAGAACAAGAUGACGAGUUUGAAGGUAUGGAUGAGGAAACAAGGAACAGAAAGAUCAUUGAGAAGGCUAGAAACGAAGAAGAUGAAUAUAAUAGCAAGAAUAAGAAGCAAAUGGAGAGUUACUACGCCACAGCUCAUCGUAUCCGCGAGAAGAUUGUCAAACAACACUCGACCCUCGGCGGAGACAACACUGACCUUCAGCUGAAGCCAUACCAAAUCAAGGGUCUCGAGUGGAUGGUCUCCUUGUACAACAACAACUUGAAUGGUAUUUUGGCCGACGAAAUGGGUCUUGGUAAGACUAUUCAAACCGUUGCCUUGGUUACCUACUUGAUGGAGGUCAAGAAGGUCAAUGGGCCAUACCUGAUCAUUGUGCCCUUGUCUACGAUCUCCAACUGGAACCUGGAGCUAGAAAAGUGGGCUCCACAUGUGGUCAAGGUGGUCUACAAGGGAGAUCGUGAGAUGAGAAAGCGUUUGGAGAGUAAGAUCAGAAGAGGCGAGUUCAAUGUACUGUUGACGACCUACGACUACGUGCUGAAGGAGAAGAGUAUGUUGGGUAAGAUCCGUUGGAAGUACAUGAUCAUCGACGAAGGUCACAGAAUGAAGAAUCACAACUGUAAACUGACAUUGACUUUGAACGCCUACUUCUCGGCUCAGCACCGUCUUCUUUUGACCGGAACCCCACUUCAGAACAAGUUGCCGGAGUUGUGGGCGUUGCUCAACUUCUUGUUGCCAUCCAUCUUCUCGUCUUGUGGUACCUUCGAGCAAUGGUUCAACGCUCCGUUCGCGACAACCGGAGAGAAGGUGGAGCUUAACCAAGAAGAGACCAUGUUGAUCAUUCGACGUCUUCACAAAGUCCUGAGACCUUUCUUGUUGAGAAGAUUGAAGAAGGAGGUCGAAAGUGAGUUGCCGGACAAGACCGAGUAUGUCAUCAAGUGUGACAUGAGCGCACUGCAGAAGAUUGUCUACAGAAGAAUGUUUAAGGAUGGUAUGAUCAUGGGAGAGAACUUUGUAGGUUCUUCUGAAUAUUUUGUUUUGGGUAUUAUAAACGUUUCAUUUUUAGUAUUAUUUAUAUUGUUUUACCUUUUUUUAGGCAUUAAAUUUUAUUUUUUGUUGAAAAAUAUUUUUCAAAGUAAAAAAGUUUAAGUAUGGCACCUUUUCAGAAGCAAAUGUCUCUCCAAAAUAGAAUGGUCCAACUCCGUAAGAUUGCCAACCAUCCCUUCUUGUUCCGCGACGUUGAACACGAGUGCAAACGUCACUGGAAGAUUGACCACAUCACUGGCAAACACUUGAUGAGAGUUUCUGGCAAAUUCGAACUGUUGGACAGAAUCCUCCCCAAGCUGAAGGCCACCGGUCACAGAGUGUUGAUCUUCUCCCAAAUGACCAGUCUGAUCGAUAUCAUGGAGGACUACUUCCUGUGGAAGGAGUACAAGUACAUGAGAUUGGAUGGAUCGACAAAGCACGACGAACGUGGAGAAAUGUUGAAGAAGUUCAACGCUCCAGAUUCCGAUUGCUUCAUCUUCGUACUCUCGACUCGUGCUGGAGGUUUGGGAUUGAAUCUCCAAACCGCCGAUACGGUCAUCAUCUUCGACUCGGAUUGGAACCCUCAUCAAGAUAUGCAGGCUCAGGAUCGUGCUCACAGAAUCGGGCAAACCAAGGAAGUACGAGUGUUGAGAAUGAUCACGGUGAACUCGGUCGAAGAAAAGAUUCUGGCCGCUGCUCGGUUCAAGUUGAAUGUGGACGAGAAGGUCAUUCAAGCUGGUAUGUUCGAUCAACGUUCCACUGGCGAGGAACGACGACAAAUGUUGGAGCAAAUCAUCAAAGCAGAAGAGGAUGAUGACGAUGCUGAUGAAGUUCCAGAAGAUGAAUCCAUCAAUCAAAUGGUCGCUAGAUCUGAGGAGGAAUUUGAAAAGUUCCAGGUAAGUUUAGUUUGGUUUUUAUAGUUAAAUUCACAAAAAAUUUGUGUUAUUUAGGAUUUUUAGGUAAUAUUUUUGAGAUUUUUCAUUUUUUGAAGUUAUAUUUUUAUAAACGUUCAAAGAUAGCUCUCUUUUAAUUAUAUCUAAGUCAAUAUCAACUUAUCUUCGACCUUUUUUCGUUUCUUUCAUAUUGUUUUAAACAUGAAUAUUUUCAGCAAAUGGACAUUGACCGUCGACGCCAAGAAGCAUCUGAAGACAACCGCAAACCUCGACUGGUCGAAGAGAACGAAAUCCCUCAAUCGAUCAUCGAAGAGCCCAAGGAGAAGAAGGAAAGUGCCGAUGCCAACGGCAAAGACUUUUCCUUUGAUUCCGGCCGAAGAAAGAGACGCGAAGUCAACUACGCUCAGGACCUGAUGAGCGACCGUGCUUGGCUACGCGAAAUCGGCGAAGACGUUGAAGAAGAGCCGGUCGAGGAGGAGGAGGAAGAAGUUCCAAAGAAGCGAAGAAAGCGCGAAAAGAUGGAGCAGUCGGAGAAGAAGCGCGGCCGCAAGUCGCGUGGAGACAAGCCCACAAGCUCGACCAAAAUGGAAGACGAAGAAGAAGAAGAUUAA
Messenger RNA from Bursaphelenchus okinawaensis, 3972 nucleotides. The record is from the annotation of a GenBank genome assembly. Lineage: Eukaryota; Metazoa; Nematoda; Chromadorea; Rhabditida; Aphelenchoididae.